This is a messenger RNA of Anoplophora glabripennis (Asian longhorned beetle), 1702 nucleotides long. Its product is annotated as adenosine deaminase 2. Gene Ontology annotation, molecular function: adenosine deaminase activity. NCBI's taxonomy places the organism in Eukaryota, Metazoa, Arthropoda, Insecta, Coleoptera, Cerambycidae. The record is from RefSeq and is a predicted model, not a curated record. The transcript has 3 exons. Bases 65 to 1576 code for a protein of 503 amino acids. Gene Ontology annotation, biological process: adenosine catabolic process; inosine biosynthetic process.
UCACAAAGUGUCCGUUCAGUUCAUUGUCUUGUUUCGCGUAAGCGGUACGACGUCGCUUGUCAGAAUGCAACUACUGAGAGUGACCGUGAUCGUCAUCUCCCUCUGUGCAACCUCGACAUUGGCAAGCUACUGGGAAGAUCGCGCUAAACUGAUAAAAAGUGAUCGGAGUAUCGCCGUGGGUUCUUCCUUAGUACUAAACACUAAGGAAGAAGCGGCCAAUGAAGUACUCAUGGGGUACAAAUUCAAAGAGUACGAUUACGGUUUUGCUAACCCGGGUGAGUUUUUGCCGGCUCAGCACUUCUUCAAGGGCAAGGCUAAAGUUGAAAGAUCCGAGGUCUUCAAAAUCAUUAAGAAACUUCCAAAGGGAGCAUCUCUUCACUGUCACGAUACUGCCAUAGGCUCUAACGAGUACCUCUUCAACUUAACAUACAAGGACAACCUAUACGGCUGUUGGAAGAACGGAAUAUACUUGUUGUACUUUUUCAACGAAACUUCCGUCGGUAACGACUGCGACUGGCAACGUCUAAGCACACUUAGGUCUUCAAACGAGAGCUUCGACACUUUCCUGAAAUCGCAGCUUACUCUCGUGGUAGACGACCCUGACUCGGCUUAUCCCGAUUUGAAUUCCGUGUGGUCUGCGUUCAUGGGUAUUUUCGAGACAGUGGCUGGUCUGUUGGGGAACAAGGAUGUCUGGCAAGAGUACCUUUACCAAGUCCUGAAGGAGUUGUAUGAUGACAACGUGAUGUAUUUGGAGUUCAGGGGCAUUCUUCCGGAUAUGUACGAUUUGGAAGGGAAUACUUACGAGGGAGUGCAAGUUGUGGGGAUUUACUAUGAAACGGUGCAGAAGUUUAAGAAAGACUAUCCGGAUUUCCAAGGAGCUAGGUAUAUUUAUGCUCCCCGAAGGAAAGUCGACAAUACGACAGUCGAUGGGUAUGUCGAGUUGUGUCUGAAAUUUCUGGAGCUUUAUCCUGAUUUUGUGGCAGGAUUUGAUUUGGUUGGACAGGAAGAUCUAGGAUAUCCAUUGAUAGACUUCAUUCCCCAGCUCCUGAAACUCAAAGACAAGGGCACGAAAUUCUUCUUCCACGCCGGGGAAACCAACUGGAAUGGUGAAUCGACAGACUUAAACCUGUUCGACGCUAUCUUAUUAAACACCACUCGUAUCGGCCACGGGUACGCCAUCUUGAAACACCCUGCGUUAUACGACGUGGUGAAGGAGCGUAAGAUAGCUCUGGAGAUAUCCCCCAUCUCCAACCAAGUUCUGAAGCUAGUGGACGACCACCGGAAUCAUCCAGGGUCGAUUCUGAUAGCCAAUAACUUUCCCGUGGUGAUUACUUCCGACGACCCUAGCUUCUGGGGUUCCAACGGGUUGAGUUACGAUUGGUAUUUCGCGUUCAUGGGGAUGGCUAGCAGGAACGAGGACCUGAGGUUCCUGAAGCAGCUGGCCAUGAAUUCCAUCGAAUUUAGCGCUAUGGAAGAGGCGGAAAAGGAAGCUGCUUACAGCAAAUGGAGAAGCGAUUGGGAGAAAUUCGUCGAUGAUAUUCUUGUGGAUACGCCAACUGUGAUAAACAUACGGUAGUUUAAUGAUUAGUAGAGUUUACUUUGGUUUUAAGAUACUAGUGUACCUGUAAAAAAAUUGUUUAUAAAAGUUAUGUUACUUGUACAGUGCAAAAACAAGUAUUAAUAAAUUAUUGUUAAGAAAAUA